Messenger RNA from Panicum virgatum (switchgrass), 339 nucleotides. RefSeq names its product SWR1 complex subunit 6-like. Gene Ontology annotation, cellular component: Swr1 complex. The record is from RefSeq and is a predicted model, not a curated record. Gene Ontology annotation, biological process: chromatin remodeling. Gene Ontology annotation, molecular function: nucleosome binding. Bases 1 to 339 code for a protein of 112 amino acids. Lineage: Eukaryota; Viridiplantae; Streptophyta; Magnoliopsida; Poales; Poaceae. The transcript has 3 exons.
AUGGACGGGGAAGAAGAGAACGUCGGGCCGUUCCGCCGGACGAGCACCCGCACGCGCCGCAUGGCCACGCGCAUGGCAUCCGCGCUCGCCAGCUCCGACAACCGCGCCCAUGCUGCAUUAGCUCGUCUUGAAGCUCUUGAGAGUGAUAAUGCUGGGGUUGAGGUGGUAGAUCUUAAUGAUGGUGAGUAUGGAUCUACGGAUGAGGAAGACCCUGUGCUCAUGCAAAAGAAGCAGUCCAAGAUCAUGAAACGCAAGACAAGGCAAGGGAAAGCUUUGGAGAAGAGGGCAGCAAGAUCAUUCAUGGAUGUGCUACAAGAAGUAAGUGAUUCUGUGCUGUAA